AUGGUGGCCUCGGCGGUUUUCGUCACCGAUUUGCAAGGUAAAGCAAUCAUCAGCCGAGAUUACAGAGGCGAUGUUCCUCUCGCCAGAGCAAUAGACCAGUUCCAAAAUUACUUGGCUAAUGUAGAUGAAGAGGCAAAGAAGCCUGUCUUUCACAUCGACAGCAAUGGGGAAAUCUCAGUCGGCGAGGAAGUUGGUGCCAAUGGAGUUGGGGGUGAACAUUUUGUCUACGUUGCUCAUCAAAAUGUCUAUUUGUGUGCGGUGACAACAAAGAACUCCAAUGUUGCAUUGAUUCUGACGUUUCUAUUCCGUCUCGCGCAAGUGUUCAAGGAUUACUUUGGAUCAUUGGAAGAGGAAUCGAUAAGGGAUAACUUUGUCGUCAUUUAUGAAUUGCUAGAUGAGACUAUGGACCACGGAAUGCCUCAAUCGUUGGAUAGUAAUAUUUUGCGAACAUUCAUUACUCAAGAUGCCAACCGCAUGGCUGAGAAUUCCAACAGCAAACCUCCUGUUGCUUUGACCAAUGCUGUAUCCUGGAGAGCGGAGGGUAUCAAACAUAAGAAGAAUGAAAUUUUCUUGGAUGUUGUGGAAAAGCUUAAUCUUUUGGUGGCCGCAAACGGCUCAGUUUUGCAUUCGGAAAUCAACGGAGCUGUCAAGAUGAGGUCAUUCUUGUCUGGAAUGCCUGAAUUGAAACUUGGAUUGAACGAUAAGCUAAUGUUUGAGGCCACAGGAAGGUCAAACCAAGCUAAAGGAAAAUCAGUUGAAUUGGAGGAUAUCAAGUUCCACCAGUGCGUCAGACUUGCCCGAUUUGAAAAUGACAGAACAAUUUCCUUUAUUCCCCCGGAUGGUGAAUUCGAUCUAAUGACGUAUCGACUGAAUACACAAGUCAAGCCUUUGAUCUGGGUCGAAGCUGUUGUGGAGCCACACAAGGGAUCCAGAAUUGAAUACAUGAUCAAGACGCGGUCAAAUUUCAAGUCGCGAAGUGUUGCCAACAAUGUGGAGAUUAUCAUUCCAGUGCCACCAGAUGUCGACAGCCCAUCCUUCAAAUCCAGUGUUGGUAGUGUUACAUACUUACCAGACAAGGACGCAAUCGUUUGGAAUAUCAAACAAUUUCAUGGCGGAAGAGAAUACCUCAUGCGGGCACACUUUGGAUUGCCCUCUAUUAGCCGAAGAGAUGAUGCCGACGAUGGCAAGAAGAAGGGAGAAAAUUCAUGGAAGGCUCCCAUUCGUGUCAAGUUCGAAAUUCCAUAUUUCACAGUCAGUGGAAUACAAGUACGAUAUCUCAAGAUUAUUGAAAAGAGUGGGUACCAAGCUUUGCCGUGGGUGCGAUACAUUACUGCCCAUGGUGACUACCAACUGAGAAUGGCAUAG
This is a messenger RNA of Cylindrotheca closterium, 1365 nucleotides long. The record is from the annotation of a GenBank genome assembly. Lineage: Eukaryota; Bacillariophyta; Bacillariophyceae; Bacillariales; Bacillariaceae.